UCGAAGGAUUUCCUGCGAUUCACUCCAUUUAAGGAAAUAAAAGUGGCGAAAUUUGCUUCAUCUUCAAGCGUGCCUCCAUGGCUCAAUCAGUUUUCCAAACAAUUUCUUUCUCUAGUCAACAUUUCUAUUGAAUUGGGAGGAACCCUGUUUCCUCCCUUCUGUCAUUUCUCAUGGAUUCGAAAACCUCUUGGGACUCCUUGCGAAAACAGGCAAGGAAGCUUGAAGCACAGUUGGAUGAGCAAAUGCAUUUGUUCCGCAAAUUAGUUUAUACAAAAGUUGAUAAUGAUAAGGAGAACGAUCUGGGGUCAGGAAUAGAACAACUACUCAAAGAGCUGGAUCAAGUAAUUUCGCUAAUGCAAGCUUGGCUUUCAUCUGGAGGACCACAAAUAUUUUCUCAUACAUUGACACGACAUCGAGAAAUUCAUUAUGAUCUUACUCAGGAGUUCAAUCGGCUACGAUCUAGCCUUAGAGCGAAGAGAGACCAUGCGUCACUACUUGAAGACUUCCAGGAGUUUGAGAGAUCAAGAUCACAACUAGAAGACGAUGGUGGGUCUCAAGAGCAGUCUCUCCUUGAGGAGCGUGGUACUCUCAUGAGAAGUACAGGGAAGAUCGAUGGUGUUAGAGCCGAAGCACAAGAGACCCUAGGCACACUUGUGUUUCAACGCUCAACAUUUGGAGGCAUCAAUUCUAAGAUUAGCAACAUAAACAAUCGCCUCCCAACAGUAAGUGAACAACAUUCUCUCGGUGAUAAGGAAGAAGAAAUCCAUGGACACGGUCGUUCUUUCGAUGGUUGCCUCGACGAUGCCUUUUUUGUAACCGGGUGGACAUAGGGGCCGAUUCAUUUGCAAACUGAUUUUAGGUUGUGAACCAAGGGUCAAAGGAGAGCGUGACGCGUGUCCCAUACGUUCACUGGUUGUUCAUCAUAAAUAAUGUAUCAUUCAUCAUGAAUGGUGUAUCUAUUUAUCAUGGAUCAUUAAUGGUGUAUUAUUUAUCAUGAAUACUUCACAAAU
This is a messenger RNA of Cynara cardunculus var. scolymus (artichoke), 1010 nucleotides long. Its product is annotated as Golgi SNAP receptor complex member 1-1-like. Gene Ontology annotation, molecular function: SNAP receptor activity. The transcript is spliced from 6 exons. Gene Ontology annotation, biological process: vesicle fusion; endoplasmic reticulum to Golgi vesicle-mediated transport. The coding region runs from base 171 to 830 and encodes 219 amino acids. The record is from RefSeq and is a predicted model, not a curated record. Gene Ontology annotation, cellular component: Golgi membrane; cis-Golgi network; SNARE complex. Lineage: Eukaryota; Viridiplantae; Streptophyta; Magnoliopsida; Asterales; Asteraceae.